GUCUGUGUGGCUGAUGUCUUCAGGCCACUGUUCCCGCUGAAGUGAGCAGUUCCCGCAGGCAGGACAGCCCCGCACUCAGAGUGAGAGUGGUGUCUGUGUGUUACUACGGCAGGGUUUCUGGGCUGAGCUGGACUGGACUGAGAGAAAAACAGCUCGAUUCCCGCUGUACAUCCAAAUGUAGAUUUCUGCAAAACGGUACAAUUCUGCUCUUAAUUACUCAACAAAUCCAAAAAUCCCUCCCAAGGGACAGUGAUGUCCUGGCUCCGUGAAAAAGGAGGGAGAAGCCCCAGUGCGAACCGGAGGAUCGAUGUGAAUACACGACAAUGAAUGACCGGGCUCAUGUUUUAGUUUCUAAACUUAGUGAAACAGAAGGUAUCCCAGAAAGGUUUGCAGAACUCAUCAAGAAGCAUUUCAACAUCAUCUACUGUGAAGAAUUCCUGAAAAAUGAAAAACUCGCUGAUAAAAUCCAGUUUAUUUUUGAAUGGGAAGGUUACCCCAGAAUAGAUGAAAAGCUUCUGAAAUCUCUACCUCAUUUGAAGGCCAUUAUAAAUCAUGGAGUCGGUGUGGACCAUCUCGACUUACCUCUGAUCAACAGUUUUGGGGUGAAGGUGGCCAACACUCCUCAUGUGGUGGACAAUGCUACUGCUGAAAUGGGCAUGGCUUUAAUGUUGGCAUCUGCCAGGAAUCUAUUGGAAGGUCAGAAGAUUUCAACUUCCCCAGAUACUAAAACGUAUCCUUUGAAUUGGUUUGGAGUCGAAGUGACUGGAGCUACACUUGGGAUCAUUGGAAUGGGACGGAUUGGAUACAAAGUUGCUCAAAGAGGCAAAGGAUUUGAGAUGAAAAUUCUGUAUCACAAUAGGAACAGGAGGACUGAGGAAGAAGAGAGGCUGGUUGGGGCUUGUUACUGUGCAAAAAUUGAUGAUCUCCUCCUGAAGUCAGAUUUUGUGAUGAUUGUAGUAAGCUUGACUCCUCAAACUUCCAAAAUGAUUGGGGAAAGAGAGCUCAGUCUAAUGAAACCCAACGCUACUCUUAUUAAUAUCUCCCGUGGUGGAGUGAUUGAUCAGGAUGCUUUGGUGAAAGCGCUUCAGAAUGGGGUUAUUCGUGCAGCAGCACUAGAUGUCUCUGAACCAGAGCCCCUUCCGAGGAAUCAUCCUUUACUACACCUACCAAAUGUCAUUCUGACUCCCCACAUUGGAACUGCCACUGAAAAGACCACUCGUGAAAUGCUGGAGAAAAUGAUUGAAAAUGCUGUGGCUGCUGUUCGUGGAUUUCCGAUGCCUGACGAAGUGCUGCUGUCAUGAUGGGUAUAAGCAGUAGAUAUUUGUGAUGCUUUGAUACUAAUACAUCGUAGGAAUGACCACCUCAACAUCAGUUCAUUCAAAAUAAACAUUCAACAGUUGGAGUGAAGAAAUAAGGUUUUAUAUCCUGUUGUUCACCAAAAUAAUACUGGGAUUUUCUUUUUCCCUCCUUUCAUAUUAAUUCAUACAAUUCAGGCCAACUCUCAUACUGAAACAUAAGAAUCUUCAUGCAGAUAUGACAAGAUGAAUAAUGAAUUGACUUAACAAGUAAAACAUAGUGAUUCUACUUCUGCCCACCAACACUAUAUUCAUCAGACCCAGCCCAGGAACAGGGGCUCAUCAAUACUGAGGCCCACCUCUGUUCAUUGAAAUAACAGCCCAGUCUGGUGAUGUGCACAGCUCCCCUUGAUAUUCACUCCCUUACCACCCCUGCAAGACAGCCCUCAUCUUAACUUAUCUCUGAGCUGAGUCAUCUAGUAACCACAAUAACAAGCGCUCACAAGCUCUAUGAUAACAUCAGAAAUCCUUGGGAAGGUGAUAAAUCGGAUAAAAUAAACAAACAUUGCUUGAAUUGCACUUUCAAACCAUGAUCUCAGACCAGAUCAAAAUCUGUCAAAAUAAAAAAGUUCAUAUUCUGUUUGACCACUAUGUGAACUAACCCUCAUGAGCAGAAUCAAAUAGUUGAUCUGAAAGUCAGCCAACUAUUCGUAACAAAAUUCCAUUGAAGAACUGGGUCAACAAACUCUGCUCGACUUAAUUUAGUAAAACAUUUGAAGAUAAUCAGAGGCCUUCUGCCAAAGCUUUAAAACCAAGCAAAUGGAUGAACUAAACUUCAAAAAAACUAUCUAAGCUGUGGGCACAUUUCACACGGUCAGUUCUAGAUUUCAUCAUUGUCCAUUUAAAGGCGUGAAGUAGGAGCAAGAGUAGGCCUAUCAAACCUGUUCCUCCAUUCAUUACAUCAUGGUAGAUCCGUUUGUGGUCUCAACUCCCCAAUUUUACCUACCUGACAACAUUUGACUACCUUGUUAGUCAAGAGGAAUACAACAGUUAUACAAUCCAGAAUAGCAUUUUAUCCAAGGAUGAUAUAUUUAAUUAUGUCUGAAAACUUCCUAUUUUCACAAUAACAUUCAUUCUUUGACCAGCUCAUUAGAUGUCAGAGGCACCAUAAUAUUUUAUGAUCACUAACCAUUCUGAAAUAAGCUGCAUCACCACUCACUAUAUUUAAAUAGACACAGUCAAUGAUAUGGAAUUUUGUAAUGAGGUGUGAAUUAGGCACAGGGGCUCCGUGGUUAGCACUGCUGCCUUACAGCACCAGAGACCCGGGUUUGAUUCCAGCCUCAGGCAACUGUCUGUGUGGAGUUUGCACAUUCCCUCUGUGUUGCAUGGGUUCCCUCCGGGUGCACUGGUUUCCUCCCACAGUCUGAAGAUGUGCAAGUUAGGUGAAUUGGCAAUGCUAAAUUGCCCAUAGUGUUCAGGGGUGUGCAGAUUUAGGUUGGUUAGCCGUGGGAAAUGCAGAGAUCAGGAUGCUCCUCGGAAGAUUGGUGUGGACUCGAUGGGCUGAAUGGCCUGCUUCCACGCUGUAAAGAUUCUAUGUAACACCUUAUGCUUGACCUUUCAUAUGAUUUCCAUCUCCAAACAAUGGUUUGCAAUACUUCUUGUCACAUGAUUUAUGCUAUUUUCCAAAACUGGCCCAAUUCCACCAAGUUUGAAAAUAACCACUUCUGCAAUUGUGCCAACAUGUAAAGGCCAUAGAUAGGACUCUAUAUCUAUGCCCUUAGUCCACACAAUGGAAAAUUUGUACUGUUGAGAAUCCCAGACUGAGGUCCUGCAGACUAUUUUUCAACUUUCUCAAUGCACUUGUGACCCACACAUCAGGGCUGGAAAAUCCAGCGUUUUGUGCUGUGUAGCCCAGGGUGAGAUAGUCGUCAGAACUGGCCGCCCAUUUGGAAUUAUUUGCCAUUGGUUAAAUUCACAAACCCGAAAAGAAAGUUCCCACACUCAUGAUUCAUAAUGGCCGGUAGCCAUUACUUCAGUGUAGUAGACUUGAAUCCACUUAUUUUAACUGAUUUGGCAAGAUUUUGUCCCAUUGUCAGUUUUAUUCCCGAGAUCAUAUAUGCAGAUCAACACAUAACCUGUGUAAAUUACAGCCUUUUUAGUUGAUAACUGCUGUCUUAACAGUUAAUUUAACCUGAUAUAAAAUGUAUUUUGCUGAAUAAUUUAAAUUAUACAGAUUAUGAGUGAAGUGUAAAAGA
This is a messenger RNA of Hemiscyllium ocellatum (epaulette shark), 3550 nucleotides long. RefSeq names its product probable 2-ketogluconate reductase. Gene Ontology annotation, molecular function: hydroxypyruvate reductase [NAD(P)H] activity; NAD binding; glyoxylate reductase (NADPH) activity. NCBI's taxonomy places the organism in Eukaryota, Metazoa, Chordata, Chondrichthyes, Orectolobiformes, Hemiscylliidae. The record is from RefSeq and is a predicted model, not a curated record. The coding region runs from base 324 to 1301 and encodes 325 amino acids. Gene Ontology annotation, cellular component: cytosol. The transcript is spliced from 6 exons.